GGCCAAAGUUGAGCAGAUCAGCAGCCGGCAGCACCCAGGGAUCCGGCAGCACCUGGCUUCCAUCGAUGGCCCCGGCGCUGCCGUGGGCUUUGGCUGCUGCUGCACCCAUUGGGUUCCUGCUGCUGCUGUUCCUCUGCGCCUUCUGCCCCAGGGCGAGCGGCCGCUUCUCUACCCAGAGCACCGGGAACGCCACAGGGAACUCCGGGCUGGUGACGCUGUCGGGACCGGACUGCAGAGAUGGGGGAGCGGCGCUGCUGGGAGGUGCAUCGCCUUGCAGCAGGACAGAGGUCACCAGUGAGGGGAAUACAAACAUCUCUGGGUCACCACACCCCAACACAUCCCCUAAAUCCUCCCCAAGGACUCCAGACUUCCUGCGGCACCGGCAGCUCCCACUGCUGCCCGGUGACACCACAGAACCCGCAGUGGACACAGUGCAGGAUGCCCAGGGGCCCAUCUACGAAAGCAUCCGCUACAAAUCCCAGAAGCUCAGUGUUGGGCUGGAGAAGCCCUACAGGGACGAUGGGAACAGUGGGGAUGGUAUGGACCCGGGGCAGGUCUUUGUUGUUCAAGAGGAGCCAUGCAGCUCAGGCAGCCCCAUACCUGUGUAUGCUCGCAUCUGCAAAGCGUCCCGGGCACCGCAGCACACGGUACCCAACAGCAUCGAGCCUGAGGAAGAGGCAGCUCCAGCACUGCCAGAGAAGCGCUUCGACAUCCUGUAGGAUGGGAUGGAAGGAUCUCAGGAUGGAACACUGGGAAAAGGCUGGGUGCUAGGGUUCUGUCCCAGAGGGCUGUGGGCAUUGAACAGCUCCCCGGGGCAGUGGGCACAGCCCCGACCUGCUGGAGCUCAGGGAGCAUUGGGACACCGCUCUCAGACACUGGCUUUGAGUCUUGAGCGUGCUGCUGGGAUGUCCCCACAUGUCUGCAGCCCUGGGACCAGCUCGGUGCUCCCCCUGCACUGAUGGAAUAUGGGCAACUCAGGGUCUUCUCAGAUCAUGCCAUCCCAGAGCUUUCCCCCCAAAAUAUCAAACUGCAUCCCAUGGGGACACAGCUAAUUCCCUGCGCCACCAGGCUGGGCUUUGCUCUGUCUCAAGCAGUGGCUUUGCUGGGGCUGAGUCAGAUGGAGCAGAAAGGGAUUUUGCUUUAAAGGAAAAAAAAAACUAAUAAGAAGAAUACGCCUUUGACGUGACUCCUGGCGCGGGAGCUGGGGACGUUUCUGUUAUCACGUGUCAAUGGCUGGCAGCACGCUGCGUGGGGUGACUCAUUUCAGCGCAAGAUCUGGGGAGCUCUCGGAGCCAGGAGAAAUCAGGGACGUUACUCAGCCCUCUGCUCAGCACUUCUUAAUGUCCCCGGAGGUCCCCUCGGCCGCUGCAGGGCAGUGCUGGGGGAAAUCCCAGUGCUGCGGAAUCCAGAGGUGCCCAUGUGCUGAGUGCUCACCAAUCACGUAUGGGCAUGGCCCCAUUUUCAGCUGUUAGGUAAUCACUUCCAGUGUACACGAUGGUGUUGCUCACCUGCUGUCCUAUACACUCACCUGCCUUCCUAUAUGCUCAUUUGCCACCUCAGACAGCCAUUUGCCUCCUAUAUGCAUGUCUACCUUCCUAAACUCUCCUGCAUUCCUACGUGUUCAUUGCCUUACUGCAUGUUCAUCUGCCUCCAUAUACACCUCUCUCUAUACCCAUCUACCUUCCUAUACAGUUAUCUCCCUUUCUAUAAGCUUACACUGGGCUUGGAGAGGAGCCCAAAGGUGGGCAGUUUGGGGAACAUUCACAAGAAUUCCCAAAAUUGCUGCCUGAGAUAUGUGACCCAGGCAGUGGUAGGGCAGCAUCAGCUCCUGGAGUGGUUCCCCAGCAAAAGCAAGCAGGCUCCAGGGCUGUGCCUUGGCCGGUGUUACCCUCAGGUGUUACAGGUUUUCUUUGCGCGCCGCUCAAAGGACAAGUUGGUUAAUGAUUAAUUGUCUAUCUUGAAUGAAGUGGAGGGGAAGAACUAGGGCUGGCUGGGUGGUGAGCAGUUCUUCAUGGAGCUCCCAGCCAGUUUGGGAAGGAAGAUCUGGGUCAGGAGACUUGCUAACGUCCUCCAGAAGGGUCUUCCAGCUCCACAAGGGUUGGACAAGAAAGGCUUGGCUGGAAUUUCAGCUGAUGCAAAGCACUCUCACUUCUUCACCCUUAUUGAGAAGGAAAACUCACCAGCACCAAGCACCCACAAUUUCAUAGACCUCUACCAUCUUCCUCUCCAGGAUAUGUGGAUCACCAUCUUCCUCACACACCACACCCAAGAGAGCUUUUGCACCUAAAGGAGCUCCUCCACACAGCCAAUCAUCCCCACCAUAUUCUCCAAAUAAGACCAUGCUGAGCUGUCCACCCAGACACAGAGCUCCACAGAGGAGCUCCAGCUUGUGUCCAUCGGGUGCAAGCUUGGCUCUUCCCUAGGAGCUCUACAUUUCAAUAGCUUAAAUCCUCUCAGCUCCCCAAAUAAGCCAAGAUGAGACGCAAGAACAAGCAAGGUACACCUGGAGCAGUAUAUUAAAGAAUACUUGGAGCUUGCUGAAGCUGUGCUAGCGCUGCAAAGGAAAGAGCAGUGCUGGGAGUGGAAGCAAAGAGUUAAAAAUGAGCAAGGCAAAGGAAGGGAGGGGAAAAAAAAAAAGCAAACAGGCCAGAGUUUAUUAAAAAAAAAAAAAAAAAAAAAAAAAGAACAUAAGGAGGCAAAGAGCAGAAAGAGCAGAAAAGGAAACCUCGUGAGUGUCUCUUCCUCUCUUGGCUUCUCCCUGCUUGGACUGCAGGGAGGGGGAGGAUCAGCUGCGUGUGCCUGAAGGAGCUGGGCGCAUGGCACAGCAACCUGCACCUACAGAGCACUGUGCCAUCCCAGCACACAGAGGAGCUGCCCGGAUCCACUCCUGUGCCCAGGUCUGGCUCUGUCCCACGGUGCCAAUGGUAAACAAGUUAUGCCACAACGUAUGACCGCUCCCCAGCUGAAUUACUGACAAUGGGACGCAGUACUGGAGGAACAGAGCAGCAGAGCAGCUGGCCUGGGGGCUUUGGUGUUAUACGGCCUGGGCAGUAACAGUUAAAUCUGCAUCACGUCAGCCCCGAGCGUAUAAAAGUCAGGAGCAGGGCAUGCCAAAGCUAGAACUGUGAGCACACCGCGCCAAGUGGCUUGUGCAACCACAGACAUGCUUGAUGGCUUCUGCUUGACCCCACUGGUUUUUCAGGCUAUCAGGGAGCCAUGGCAUUGCAUUUCCAAACAUUUUCUUCCUCCCAGGAGAAGACAAAAUCAAGCUUUUUAACACGUGAGCUGUGUCGGCUGGGAGAGCUGUGCCAGCUGCACUGCACCUCUGCUGAGGGAAAUGGGACAUAAUGGACAAAACCCUCUCCUUUUGGUGAUCCCCAGGUGCAGGGCUGGCACCAGCUGUGGGCAACUUCCAGGAUGCAGCUCUUUUCCAGGUGCAUGGAUGCAGCCAGAUUUGAUCAGUGGUGCUCAAGACCUUGGUGCUGUCAAAUUCAGUAAUGUUACUGCUGCUUCUGUGGCCAAUAUACUGUAAAAUAAGGGGAAUCCUCCUAAAUCUCAUCACAGAAUCACAGAAUCGCUCAAGGUGGAAGGGAUCCGUAAGGAUCAUCAAGUUCAACUCAUGGAAAAUCAGACCGUGUGACUGAGAGUAUUGUCCAGAUGCUUCUUGGGAACAUUUGAGAUGCACAGUCAGGCACUGCAUGAGACCAUUUUGAGGUGAUGGCCACCUAAAAUGGACACCACAUCCCACAGCGCGUUUGUUUUGAGGUGAUGGCCAUCUACAACAGACACCACAUCCCAGCACAGAGGCCUCACCACUAAAAGACCAAUGGCCAACAUCACAGCAUUGAUGAGCUCAGAGUUCCUUUGGGGUGAAACAACCCAAAAGCUGGGCCAGAGCAUGGAUCCUGCAGCCAGACAGAGGAGCACCUGCACCGCAUGUCUCAAGGGCUUUGGCUCUUCUGCUGUUCUCAUCUCACGACGGGAAUAAGGGUGAGCAAAAGGAGGGUCAGUAGAGCUGCACAAGGCAGUGCAGCACCUCAGGAAGUCCAGAUGGAAGCAUCCAGAUCCACGGAGGAUGCCUUUCAGGAAAAUAUCACGCUCUUGUUCAACAGCAUUGGCAGCUAUACAUUUACAUAAUUUUCUUCUUCCCAUAUUCCUUCCUCGUAUUACUUGAUCCCACGAGUUGAGGAGUUGAAAAACAGCACAUUCCGAAUGUUUGCAACAAGACUGCGAGAAUAAGAGUCAUUUUGACUGGGAUCUGGAUUUUCACGCUCUGAGUUGCUCAGAUCUCGGUAUGCGUUGGUCCUUUAUAAUGUCAAUGACACACAGGAAAAUUUGGCAAAAAAAAACCCUCCAGUUUAUUUGGUUAAUUUGGUCUUGGUGGCGUGGCUCUGAUUCAUCUCGUACCAAAACAAAAUGAACGAUAUUAAUAGACCCAAAAUGUCAGUUAAGCAGUUUAUCCUGAGCUUGUGUACUCAGAAAUGAAUAAUCUCUUGAGGUUGAGGGACAGCGGCCAAAGCACAACGCAAGGCAGAGCAGUGGGUGGGUAAAACCAAGCCAAGCUUAUUCAACUGCUAAACACUGUUAGACUGAAGCUAACACUUAAUAUUAACCGAAAUUAAAGCUGUAACUAACGAUCAUCCUGUGGACACAGCUCUACAUAUUGGA
Molecule: messenger RNA, 4668 nt
Organism: Gallus gallus (chicken)
Lineage: Eukaryota; Metazoa; Chordata; Aves; Galliformes; Phasianidae
Exons: 5
Coding region: 66-719 (217 amino acids)
Source: RefSeq, a predicted model, not a curated record